Messenger RNA from Periophthalmus magnuspinnatus, 3654 nucleotides. It is a transcript of the gene ncapg2, whose product is annotated as non-SMC condensin II complex, subunit G2. Gene Ontology annotation, biological process: mitotic sister chromatid segregation. Lineage: Eukaryota; Metazoa; Chordata; Actinopteri; Gobiiformes; Gobiidae. The record is from RefSeq and is a predicted model, not a curated record. The coding region runs from base 110 to 3523 and encodes 1137 amino acids. Gene Ontology annotation, cellular component: condensin complex; nucleus. The transcript is spliced from 27 exons.
GACGCACACAUAUUGAAUUUGCGCGGUUCGUCGUUGUUGUGGGAAGUUGAUAUUUGGCUUAUAAGAAGUUGAAGUUUUCUUUAUUAAAAGAAGAACCGCAGGGUGAAUUAUGUUGAAACGAGAAGCGUUUUUAGCAGCUGCUUGUAAAGAAAAUGCUGAAGACUUUCUGCGCUUUAUCCAACUUCAUAAUGACAAAACGGAGCCGUUUGACGUCGAGGAGGUGGUGCAGGAGAUGCCCAGAGACCAGAGGGACAUUCUGUGGGCUAGAAUGUCUUUACUCUUACAAGAGGUCUUGUCCAAACUGCCCCCUCAGCGCUGGGAUGAGAAGAAGAGUGAGGGACCAGGGAACAUGGACGUGGAGUCGUCUUUGGAUUCUAAACAUGUUCUAGCUAUUGUGGAAGGAGUGACUCUUGUGGCUGCACAGUCGGUGCAAGUCCUUCAGGAUGGUGAAACAUAUUCUGCUCUCUUGGGAAUUGUUAGUGUGCUUCAUGAUGUGCUGGUAUUGCUGCCCAUUUCAGAGGCGCCACUGUUGUCUGCUUUACAUUCUCUGUGUGAGCUGUGGUGGAAAAAGGGACUAGAAGAAAAAGAGAAAUUUGGGCGUACUGCUUUAUACGUGUCCCUGCAAAAGUGCUUCACUCUGAAAAAGCUGAGUGUAGAAAUCCAGCGAAUCUGGAAUCUUCAUGAGGUAGUUUUGACUCUGGACUAUAACUCGGAUGACAACAAGGAGAUAACAGACUUGUUACUUCAGUGCUUUUAUCGUACAGAUAUUAUAAGGAAUGAUGAUGGGAAGAGAUUCCUGGUGUUUCUUUUUAGUUGGAACAUCAACUUCAUUUGGGUCAUUCAUGGCACUAUCAAGAACCAGCUGGAGUUCUUUAGCAAGAAAACUGUAGUACACAUCAUGGAAAUCUACUUCAGAGCUUGGAAAAAAGCUAGUGGGGACUUUUUAGAUAAGAUUCAAAGCAUCUGUAUUCAAGAUUUCAUGCAGAAUGCCAUCCUGCUGCACAGAGCAUCUCCUGUGUAUAGCAAAGUCAGACAGAUUGUGAGCUACUUCCAUUUGAGAAAAGGCUGUCACGAGGUGGACAAGAUGCUAUACACGCUCUACAAGCCCAUUCUCUGGAAAGCAUUGAAUGCACCAAACUCUGAGGUCAGAGCAAACGCCACUCUCAUUUUCACUGAGGCCUUUCCCAUUCAUGACCCAGAUGAUGUUAAGAAUCUUGAUACAGCCGUGCAAAAGCAGCUUGAUGCUGCAAUGAGUCUCCUGGAUGACCCUCAUCCCAUUGUGCGCUCCAAUGCGAUCCUAGGAGUGUGUAAGAUCCUGGCCAAGUGCUGGGAGCUGUUCCCUCCCAUAAUAAUCACAGAUUUCCUGAAGAAGAUUCUGUUAGAACUUGCCACUGACACCAGUUCAGCAGAUGUCCGCUGCUCAGUCUUUAAGUGUCUGACUAUUGUUCUGGACAAUGCUCUAAGCCAUGCUUUGUUGGAGAAACUCCUGCCUAAUCUUAAGUACAGUCUUCAUGACAACUCUGAGAAAGUCCGCACAGCUUUUCUUGACAUGCUUAUCAAAGUCAAGGCAGUGCGUGCAGCCAAGUUUUGGGAUGUGUGCCAUAUGGACCACCUGCUGGCACGCCUCGCCACUGACACCCAGUCUGUGUCGAAGCGCAUUGUCAAUCUGCUGUUCAAGUCUUUUUUCCCUGUAAACGAGCCUGAGAAGGAAUGGUGCUGUCGCUGCAUCACCCUCAUCCAGAUGAACCCCAUGGCAGCUCGAAAGUUUUAUCAGUUUGCCUUUAAGCAUACGGCCCCCACCAACAUAAUUAAGCUGAUGCUGGCCAUUCGCCGUGUUCUGAAUAGCUGUGUCCAGGACUGUGAUGUUUCUGAUAUCAAUGACAGUAACAAAGAGAACAGCACUAUUGAACGUGCAGUAGUGGGAAAAGACAUGGCUGUUGUAGCCAGUCUGCUGGAGAUUGUGGUCAUCCUCUGGAGGAGUGUUCAAAAACCCCUGAAACAAAAUGCAGAGGCCCAGAAAUUUACCUGUGACAAGUUUGGCAGUGUCAUGGGAAAGUACUUUUGUGCCUUUGAGGAUGUACGAUGCACUCCUCCACUUGUACAACUGGCCUCAUUUAUGCCUCCAGCUGCUGUCCCAACCUUCAGCUGUGGGGUCCUGUCAAAGCUGAAGAGGAUGGAGACCGGAGCGGUGCCAAAGCAGUACAACCAGCUGUUGGACUGUCUGUGUAGCUGGGGCCAGGCUGCUGAAAUAGUAGAUCUUAUUAGCAACUGGCUCUCAGAGCCACUGCCUACAGACACAGAUAAAGCUGGUCCCAGUCGAAAGGUCCGUAUUCAGGAAACAGUUGAGGCCAAACCAGAUCUGGCACUGGCCUACCUGGACUACCUGCUCACUCACAGCCAAACCAGAGAAAAGGUCCUGGCACUUGGACAGAGACCACUGAAGCAUCUUCAUUCACUUCUGGGAAACUGGAAGCUCAUCCUAUAUGCUCACCUGAAGUCCUCUGAGGAGCCAAGUGUUGCCAGUGUGCAGACGGCCCUGAAAGCCUUCACAUGUCAUGGGCGCUUUGGGGCUCAUCUGCAACAUAAUUCUUCUGACGAUCGAGAGCAUCUCCUUUCGUUGGAACUGGAUGCCUCCUGGAUAUCUGAGAGAGUACUUCCUUUCAUGGCCAAACCAAAUGAAAAUGGAGGAGGUUUGGGGACACCUCUUUCACUGGCUGUGCAGAUCAUUGAGGGCUUCCUGUCGGUGUGCAGAGAUGUUUUACUCGUGGGUUUAUCUGAUGAGACGUUCAGAGGUCAAAUUCUCCAUCUGUGCUCACUCAUCCUCCUCUCAGAGGCUGGCUAUUUGUGCAUACCGAUGAUACUGCCUAUUUUAAAAGAGGUGGCAGACAGCUAUGCACCAGAUAAUAAUGAGGCCCUGGACAACCCCGAGAAUCCAGCCACUGUCAUUCUUGGUGUGGUGGCCAACAUCUUUCAGAAAAUCAUUGAACUCCUUGCUCGGCACCUGAGAAAGAAUCCUGAGGAGGGACAGCAGCUGUGUCAGUCAUCUGUAGCCGGGCUCGCAGACUUCCUCCAGACUGCCCAGACCUGGGACAGAGCACCUCUGAAUGGGGUCUUCUCCACUCUCUUCGCUGUCAUUGUGGUUGAGAAAAGAUAUAAGCUAAACAAGAUUUCCUAUCCAGAAGAGGUGAUUGUUCCAGAAACAUUGGAUGAUAUGCCUCCUUUACCCAGCAUUCUUCUCUCCACAAUUCUUAAGUCACCAUCAGUAACAAAGUCUUUUCUGGCUGAAAUUAUAUCCUCCUUAGACUCAGAAGCCAUUGAGAGCCUGACUGAGGUGGCUGCGGUCCUCCACAUCCUGGCUGUCAUUAAACACACUGGAAAGUUUAAAUCUGGCCUGAAGAGCGCUGCAGAAUGUGUCCACAGACAGCUCAGCAGACAUGCCAUUGUGGCAGUGGACGGUGGAGACAUCCAGAGGGUAAUUUAUGAAUCUUCUGUCAAGACCAUUAACGACAUCUUGGAUUUAUAAUAUAUUGUUGGGAUUGUUAUGACUUGUAGAAGUAUUUAGAUUUAAAAAAAAUAUAUCUUAAAAAUGAUCAUCAUCAAUAUUUGACUUUUUUAAAAAAGAAAUAAAAUAAAAUGGGGAUGUGCUUAUUUGGC